Gastrolobium bilobum is the source of this 616-nucleotide messenger RNA. RefSeq names its product class 10 plant pathogenesis-related protein 2D-like. The record is from RefSeq and is a predicted model, not a curated record. NCBI's taxonomy places the organism in Eukaryota, Viridiplantae, Streptophyta, Magnoliopsida, Fabales, Fabaceae. Gene Ontology annotation, cellular component: cytoplasm; nucleus. The transcript is spliced from 2 exons. Gene Ontology annotation, molecular function: protein phosphatase inhibitor activity; abscisic acid binding; signaling receptor activity. Gene Ontology annotation, biological process: abscisic acid-activated signaling pathway; defense response. The coding region runs from base 71 to 547 and encodes 158 amino acids.
UUCUCAAACUUGUGUUAUUCGCAUCAAUAUUUCCAUUUAGGCCAUUAUCAACAUUCACCAACCAUCAACCAUGGGUGUUUUCACUUUUGAGAACGAAAUCACCUCUACUGUGGCUCCUGCUAAGCUAUACAAAGCCAUGGUUAAAGAUGCCGAUAAUCUCAUCCCAAAGGCUGUUGAGGCCAUUCAGAGUGUUGAAACCGUUGAGGGAAAUGGUGGCCCCGGAUCCAUCAAGAAGCUCACUUUCCUUGAGGGUGGGGAAACCAAGUAUGUUUUGCACAAAGUUGAAGCAAUUGAUGAGGCUAACUUUGGAUAUAACUACAGCAUAGUUGGGGGCGUUGGGUUGCCAGACACAGUGGAGAAGAUCUCAUUCGAUUCCAAAUUGGUUGCUGGUCCCAAUGGAGGGUCUAUUGGGAAGGUCACUGUCAAGUACCAAACCAAAGGAAAUGCUGAGCCCAGUGAAGACGAACUCAAGAAUGGCAAAGCCAAAGGCGAUGCUCUUUUCAAGGCCAUUGAGGGUUAUGUUUUGGCUAAUCCUGAUUACAACUGAAGUCUAACCAGCAAACAGCUUCCUUAAUUAUAUGGAGUUUUGUUGCGUCUUAGUGUGUGUGUGCUUAAG